This is a messenger RNA of Gastrolobium bilobum, 2187 nucleotides long. Its product is annotated as protein ALTERED PHOSPHATE STARVATION RESPONSE 1-like. The transcript has 4 exons. Lineage: Eukaryota; Viridiplantae; Streptophyta; Magnoliopsida; Fabales; Fabaceae. Bases 1 to 2187 code for a protein of 728 amino acids. The record is from RefSeq and is a predicted model, not a curated record.
AUGGGAUGUGUUGCCUCCAAACUAGAGGAAGAAGAGGAAGUAGUGGCUAUCUGUAGAGAGAGAAAACGCAUGUUAAAGCUAGCUGUGGACAAAAGAUAUGCACUUGCAGAGGCUCAUUGUAAGUAUUUUCACUCUCUGAAUGCAGUAGCUGCGGCCAUUAACCUCUUCGUUGCACGCCAUUCUUCACCUUCAUCACCUUUCCUCAUAACUUUCCCUCCUCCUUGUCCUUCUCCUUCUCCACCAACUGAAAAUGUGAUAAACAACCCUAUGUUCCUACAGCAGACACCAUCAGAAACCAAGCAUGAAGCCAUUGCUUGUGACUCUUGCAUUUCUUCAACAACCUCAGAGUCUUCUGAGGAAGAGAGUGAAGAAAAAGAAGAGGGUGAAGAUGAAUGUAAGAGAGAAGAGCAAGGUGAACAGUCAUGUGAGUACUACUACAUGCAUAUGCCUAUGCCUAUGCCUAUGCCUCCACCUUCAAUGCCAUCCCCACAGAGAGAUUUUGGGUGGGAUUUCUUCUACCCAUUUGACAGUGUGAGGACAGAGGUUAUCAGUGGAUACCACAGGAACUCGGAUGAUGAUCUGAGGGUAGUGAGGGAAGAGGAAGGGAUUCCAGAGUUAGAGGAGGAAGUAGAAAGAGAAGAGCUUGAGCAAAAGGUGAUGAGUGUUGAAGAGAAAAAUGAAGGUGUUGAGCAAGUGAUGAGUGGUGUUGAAACUGUGAAGGUGGUGGAUGUGGCUACUGAAAACCAAGUGGAGCAAAAGGGGCUUGCAGUUCUUGAUACACCAACAGAAGGGAGAGAGUUGCUUGAAGCUUUGAAAGAUAUUGAGGACUAUUUUGUAAGGGCUCAUGAUUCUGGUAAGGAUGUAACCAGGAUGCUUGAGGCUAACAGGAUACCCCUUCAUUCUAGUUUGGAGGAAAUAAAAGAAAGUUCAACCAAACUCAUUCAUGCAAUAUCAUGGAAGUCCACUUCAUCUAGGUCAUCGUCAUGCAAGAGUCUCGUAGUUCCAAAUAUGAAAAAUUCUUCAACUUGGGUUGAAUAUAAGAAUGAUCUAUUUGAUGAUUAUGAAGGAAUGGUUUCGGGAAGUCAUUUAUUAACAUUAGGAAGAUUAUAUGCAUGGGAAAAGAAACUGUUUGAGGAGGUUAAGGCUGGAGAUAACACUAGGAAAAGUUAUGAGAAAAAAUGUGCACAGUUGAGGACUAAGAAUGUUAGAGGAGAUGAUGAACUUAGCAUGGACAAAACUAGAGCUGCAGUGAAAGAUCUAUAUGCUGGUAUCUUGGUUGCAAUUCGACGUGCUGAGUCUAUCUCUAAGAGAAUUCAGAAAAUGAGAGAUGAAGAAUUACAGCCUCAAAUUGUUGAAUUAUUAAAAGGCCUGACCCAAUCAUGGAAAAUCAUGUUGGAGUCCCAUGAAACCCAGAAAAAGAUUCUUUCUGAAGUCAAAUCUUUCACAUGCCCCACGUAUGGGAAAUUCUGCAAUCAAUCUCAUAAGUUUGCAACUCUUCAACUUGAAACACAGCUUCAAAAUUGGCGCGUGUGCUUUAGAGAGUAUGCUGCAGCUCAAAAAGCAUAUGUUGAAGCUCUCCAUGGAUGGCUAAGUAAGUUCAUAGUCCCUGAAGUUGAAUUUUACUCAAGAAGCAAAAAUGCUAAUAUGCCAUAUCAAGUCAACGGACCACCACUACUUGUGAUAUGCAAUGAUUGGUUAGCUUCCUUGCAAAAGUUACCUGAUAAAAUGGUAACACUUGCAUUGAAAAGUGUUGUGAAGGAUGUUAGAGCACUGUGGCUUCAGCAAAGUAAAGAGCAGCAGCAGAAAAGGAAAGUAGAGAGCAUAGAAAAAGAUUUAGACAGAAGAUAUUCAGGAUCACAUAAAGUGAAGAGUAAGAUGCUUGAGUUGCAAAUUACGGACCAGGUGGGAACAGAUGAUCAAGAAGAAUGCAUGAAUGAUCAUUUGGAGACACUAAGAAGAAAACUGGAGGCAGAGCAGGAGAAGCACCACAGUUGCAUGCAAGAAACGCAGAGGAUCACAUUAAACGGAUUGCAAUCUGGGUUUUCACUAGUGUUUGAAUCUUUAACGGAGUUCUGCAAAGCAUCUCAAAAAAUGUACAAUGAACUUGUAACUUAUAGUGAAAAUGCUGAGAAAGAUGGGAAUGUUUCGUAUAUAGAAGGUGGUUGCAAUGUUGAAAAUGGACAAUAG